Metarhizium brunneum ARSEF 3297 is the source of this 2001-nucleotide messenger RNA. RefSeq names its product Heat-labile enterotoxin IIA, A chain. Gene Ontology annotation, molecular function: toxin activity. The record is from RefSeq and is a predicted model, not a curated record. NCBI's taxonomy places the organism in Eukaryota, Fungi, Ascomycota, Sordariomycetes, Hypocreales, Clavicipitaceae.
AUGAAGGCGAGUCCCUGGGUCUCGAUAGCCGCGCCGCUGCUGCUGUUUGGGUUGUGUCAGGGCCACUUGAAGCCAGGACACAGCUUCGAACCGACACUUGAGCGUCGCGGCGUAGACACUGAAUCCGGAGGAUUCGAUGAUGAAUUUCCGCGACACGUCUACCGCGGCGAGAUACAGAGAACCCCAAAAGAAGUUCAAAAGGAUGGGGGGUUUUACUCGAGGGGCAUGCAGAGGAUACUCUCAGGGGAUAAACUGUCCUGGGAAGAAUUGGAAGACGGCAGCAGCCUGUUUCGUCAUGCGGCUGGAGACACGGCUCCGUUUACACGUUAUGUCUCGACGAGUGCCGACCCGGCCACAUCCCUUACAUUCGCUGUCAACGACGAAGAUCCAGUCGAGAAGGGCUACAUUUAUAAGAUCCACGCCGACAAAAGGAUGGUUGAUGUAAAUCGAUCUCUUGGGAAAUACUCACCAUACCCCGCGCAAACCGAGCAUGCAGCUAUUGGCUUUAUCCCAUUUGAGCAGAUUGAAGGCUGGUGGGAAGUCACAUAUAAGCAUGACUUUGCUGACCCCAAAGUCGGAAAGAAAACUCAAGACAAGCUGCGGAGGGGGCAGUUGAAGCACUUUCACAGGAACCCACACUUCAGCCCAAACUUCCAAAAGCUAAGAGGUAAUGGCGUGGCACCACAGCUCGCUGGGUUCCCUCGACUGUCUACAGCUUGGGACGAGGACACUUGGAAGCAAUUCAAGACACUGCCUGUGAGCAAAAGUCUGGACGACAUGAUUGAGGCGGUAUGUACCGGCAACGGCAACGACAAUUGCAUAAAGCAGCUUGGCCAGCCGCAAAGCAAACCGACCAAGCCAAAGACUUCUCCCAGUGGGCCGAUAGACCCGGCGAAGCCAAAAUCACUCGCAACUAGUUUCCGCGUGUACGCAAAGGCGGGCACAUUGGUGGGAUUCAAUGUUCUGGCUCCCUAUUUGCGUAACGUGCUGAACCAGCUGCGCCAGUGGGAUCACCCGAUUGGGUGGGCUGUGAAAGAGCUUGACGACAGUAUUAACGGGUUCCAGGAGUAUAUUGGAGGGCCGCGACGGAACGACAUCAGCGGUAAUGACAACCAGGCAGCGCUGAUCAACUUCUUUAAGCGGGUCUUUUGGAUACUGGAGGGCCCAAGGCGGCGGCCACAAGACCUGCAGCUCCUAUCAUACGGGAAGAGAAAUAAGAUGCGGUUGAUUAGCGUCAACGACGUUCUCCGCACCUGCGAACGCGUUGACGAGACCCCGCCAGACGAGCAACAGCUCAAGACGAACCUGAAGGAUGCUUGUACCAAGGUCCGUAAAAAGGCAAUGGAGCUUGAGAUGCCCACGGCAGCAGAGCUCGAAAUAGGACGUGCUGCCUGUGGCGUUUGCGGGCUGGCGUGGUCCCCUCAAGAUGGCCAGUGUAAGGACAAGACGGGGGCAAUUCUCUGGCCACGAGAGCCACCCGCUGAAUCGACGUGUACCCAUCAUGACAGCACCAAGUGUGGAGGCGAACAAACGGCGGCGCAGCUCCAGACAGGACAGGCUGUCUGCGGUAUUUGCGGCUCCAACUGGUACCCCGACGAGGGCAAAUGCAGAGAUGCGGCGGGCGUGCUGCUCUGGCCAUUCAAAACGUGUAGCGCUGGAGCCGGCCGAAUCCAGUGCGAAGGAGGGCAGACGACGGCACAGCGCGAGACAGGUCAAGCUGUCUGCAAAGCUUGCGGGAAGUAUUGGGAUCCGGAGGGCAGCAAAUGUAGGGACGAGGCUGGGAUGCUGAUCUGGCCGCCGCAGCACUUGCCCAGCAUCAAGCCUCUACACCCAUCGGAAAAAUGUCGCGGCGGCAAUGACAUGACGUGCCAAAGGAGGCAGAUUGCAGCGGAGGCCGAGAGAGGACGAAUUGUCUGUGGAACUUGCAGGUUUUCGUGGGACUUGAGAGCCCGUAAGUGUAGGGAUAAUUCUGGGGCGGUUAUCUGGCCGCCCAAGGAGUAG